This is a messenger RNA of Ostertagia ostertagi, 402 nucleotides long. The record is from the annotation of a GenBank genome assembly. Lineage: Eukaryota; Metazoa; Nematoda; Chromadorea; Rhabditida; Trichostrongylidae.
AUGCAUUUCCUUAUCCUCUCGCAAUUGCUGGUGCUGCUCUGGCUGCUUUACCUUCGGGCUACGAGAAUGCGGAAGUUGUGCAGCCUGCUCCACCUCCGAUCUCCUCUGAUGGUGGAGACCAGCAAGGAUACAACAACGAUGCUGGCUCUCAAGUCCCACCAGCACCUCCAGUUGCGACUCUGUAGCUCCUCCCACAGAUGCGGGAGCUACUCCACCACCACACCGCCUGCUCCAGCCAGCACCAGUAUCGACACUGGAGCAGCUCCACCUCCACCAUCAGCACCAACUGACACAGGAGCUGCAGUCCCACCACCCGCACCAGUUCCAGCUAGUGGCGAAAUGAGCAUGGGAAAUGGUGGUGGAUACCGUCGUCGCUUGGCUCGUGUUCAUCGCUUGCACUAA